Esox lucius (northern pike) is the source of this 1356-nucleotide messenger RNA. RefSeq names its product cysteine-rich protein 2-like (gene crip2l). The record is from RefSeq and is a predicted model, not a curated record. The transcript has 8 exons. Lineage: Eukaryota; Metazoa; Chordata; Actinopteri; Esociformes; Esocidae. Bases 141 to 764 code for a protein of 207 amino acids.
GCAGAAUAACGUGAGGGAGGAUGCUGCCUUAUAAUUCCACUUGUCUAUCAAUAAAAGCUAGUGAAAAAAAUUGACGAUUCAAAUAGCUGAAUUAAACUGAAAACGGAUAUCAAUUUUCUAUAUUACAGAAUAUAUGGAACAUGGCAUCAAAAUGUCCUAAAUGCGACAAGACGGUUUAUUUUGCUGAGAAGGUAACAUCUCUGGGCAAAGACUGGCACAAGUUUUGUCUGAAAUGUGAGCGCUGCAACAAGACUCUGAACCCAGGGGGCCAUGCUGAGCAUGAUGGAACACCCUACUGCCACAAGCCCUGCUAUGCUGCCCUCUUUGGACCAAAAGGCGUGAACAUUGGAGGUGCAGGCUCUUAUGUUUAUGAGGCUCCUGCCAACAAUACCACUACCAGCGUUUCCAUGGAAACAGAGGCCAAACCCGAGGAGAAAAAAGCUCAUGCCAGAGGCCCAGUAAAGGCUGCAAGCUUCUCUACUUUUUCUGGAGAACCCAGUAAAUGUCCAAGGUGCAGCAAAACAGUGUAUUUUGCUGAGAAGGUGACAUCCCUGGGGAAGGACUGGCAUCGACCUUGUCUGCGCUGUGAGAGGUGCAGCAAGACCCUGGCCCCAGGCAGCCAUGCGGAGCACGAUGGGCAGCCCUACUGCCACAAGCCCUGCUAUGCCACUUUGUUUGGGCCUAAAGGGGUGAACACUGGAGGUGUUGGGAGCUAUAUCUACAAUGAACCCAGUACUGAGGCAGACCCUGAGGCCCAGUCUUGAGCUUACCUCCACCCCCACCACACUUGACCUCUUCGACAGUGAUCCUAUGCCUUGUUACUCUUCUUAGUUAAACUCACCCUAUCUGUAUUUCCAGCCAAUUUUUGUAUUGAGAUUAAUUCUGUGAUAUAUAAAGUAAGUCCAACUGUAUUCCCCUUUCUGAUCAUUUGUGUCUUUCCAGGAUGCCAAAUUUACAGAAUUGUGUGAGAGGAUGUAUAGAAAAAUGUGUAUUAAAUGAAAGCCUUCUUAUUGUUUGAUGAUACACAAUAGGACAGAGUGAAGGGUCUGUGUUUUCCAUUACCUGAGAAUACUGUAAUUUGUGCACAUUUGAGAGCCAGAAGCAGUUGUCGUGUUGAUUUUCAUGCCGCUAUAGGCUCUGUUCAGUAUUUUCUUGCCAAGUUCAUCAUUCACCCUGGUUAUAAGAAGACAAGAUGAUAGGUAUAAACAUAACAGAUAGAGCAUACUAGGAAUGUGCACAUUGUGAUUCAGCCUAUUGAGGUAGUUGAUUAUGUUUAGUACUUAGGGCGUUUAGUACCAAAUAUCUGUUGCUGAGAAUGGGUCGUCAGACUUUCUACAAUAAAGUUGGGAGAACAUA